UUUGGUUACAUCUUCCAUUAAAAUCCAUGACAUAAUCUGCAGUUUUCUCUGCGGUGCCACAUAUGUGCUUUAAUGGCUUGGGUAGAUUCUCAUGUCUUUAGAAUUCAGAGUUCAAAAGAUCUGUCAUGGCAUGGAACAAUUGGCAUUGGCUACCUUAGUUUACAGACAAACUUAUGUGCCAGACGUAGAAUCCCUAAGUUAAAAUUGACUGCGAGUAUGGGCCCUUUUGCCGGCAAAUAUCAUGUAGCGUGGCAAAGUUUGAAAGAGGAGCGUUGGGAGGGUGAACUCCAAGUUGAUGGCCACAUUCCAAACUGGUUGAAUGGUACCUACCUGCGAAACGGACCGGGAGUAUUUCAUAUAGGCGAUUACAAUGUCAACCACCUUUUCGAUGGAUAUGCAGCCCUGAUCCGUGUUCAGUUUGAUAAUGGCAAAGUUAAUGGUGGUCAUGGACAGUUACAGUCCGAGGCUUACAAGACGGCCAAGAGAAACAACAGAAUUUGUCAUCGUGAAUUUUCAGAAUCUCCAAUGCCGUCAAAUUUCUUAUCCUGCAUUGGGUACUUGAUGGGCAUGAUGUCUGGCGCCUCAGUUACUGACAAUGCUAAUGUAGCAGUCGUUAGCCUAGGCGACGGACGAGUUAUCUGCGUGACAGAAACUACGAGGGGAUCUAUACAAAUAGAUCCCAACACACUCGAAACCAUCGGUAGAUUCAACUAUACCGACAAUCUGGGAGGGAUGAAUCCCAACCAGUCUGGACACCCUAUGGUAUUCGAGAACGAACUUAUCACAAUCCUUCCAGAUCUCAUCAACCCAGGAUACAAUGUUGUCCGCAUGCUUGCUGGAACUAACGAAAGAACUUUAAUUCGAAGGGUAAAUUGCAGAGGAGGUCAUGCUCCAGGUUGGGUUCAUUCUUUUGCAGUGACAGAGAACUACAUCAUUGUUCCCGAAAUGCCCAUGAGAUAUUCAUUAGGUUGUAUCUUCGGAGGAGAGAUUUUCAAAUGGCGGCCAGAGACCAAGGCAUACAUGCAUGUAGUUUCUAGAGUUACUGGAGAGAUGGUUACAUCUGUUGAAGUGCCAUUAUUCAUAACAUUACACUUCAUCAAUGCUUAUGAAGAAAGACAAGAGCUUGGCAAGAAGACGUUAAUAAUAGUUGAUUGUUGUGAAUAUAACGCCGAUCCCUCCAUCGUAGAUAUAUUAAAACUAAAAGAGUUGAGAUGCUUCUCUGGUGAAGACGUUCCUGUAAAUUCAAGAAUAGGACGCUUCACGAUACCCCUUGAUGGCACUGCAACAGGGCAAUUAGAUGCUGCGAUGCCUCCAGAGAAACACGGUAGAGGAAUAGACCUGUGUACCAUAAAUCCAAACAACAUUGGGAAGAUGUAUCGUUAUAUAUAUGGCUGUAUGACACGACGCCCUUGCAAUAUUACCAAUACUCUUACAAAGAUCGAUUUGAAAGAGAAAGUAACAAAAAGUUGGUAUGUUGAAGGAAGCAUUCCAUCUGAACCCUUCUUUGUAGCUCGACCUGGAGCUAAAACAGAAGAUGAUGGAGUGGUGAUAUCAUUAGUGAGUGAUAAGCAUGAUGGAGGAUUUGUAGUAAUUUUGGAUGCAUCUACAUUUACAGAAAUUGCUCAUGUAAAGUUUCCUUAUGGACUACCAUUUGGCACACAUGGUUGUUGGCUUCCCAAGUAUAAUGUAUAAAAUAGAUGUAAACAUUGUUUAAUUAU
Cryptomeria japonica (Japanese cedar) is the source of this 1718-nucleotide messenger RNA. RefSeq names its product carotenoid cleavage dioxygenase 8 homolog B, chloroplastic. The coding region runs from base 73 to 1692 and encodes 539 amino acids. The transcript has 10 exons. Gene Ontology annotation, biological process: carotene catabolic process. Gene Ontology annotation, molecular function: carotenoid dioxygenase activity. NCBI's taxonomy places the organism in Eukaryota, Viridiplantae, Streptophyta, Pinopsida, Cupressales, Cupressaceae. Gene Ontology annotation, cellular component: chloroplast. The record is from RefSeq and is a predicted model, not a curated record.